AUGGCGGAAGACAGCCGUUUUGGUAACCCCGCACCUUGCGCCGAGAAUUGCGGAGAAAAUUUCCCUGAAAAUCACGGCAAUUCUCACGCGAGCGACCACGUGGCGAUUAUCGUCGCCAGCGAUUCCGCAAAUCUUCGCGAAGACGAUGCAGUCGCGCCGCUGAGUGCGUCAAGCAACGCGUCAACGAUUGGCCCAAGUCCGUGCGACAGCCUUCCGCGGGGGCCUGGGCGCGCGGAGAGGCUCACGCGGGAGUGCGCGGUGUGCCUGGGCGAGUACGCGGCGGGCGAGCGCAUCAAGGUGGUGCCGGCGUGCGCACACGGCUUCCACGCCGACUGCAUCGACCUCUGGCUCGCCGCCAAAACCACCUGCCCCAUCUGCCGCCGAGACCUCCGCAGCCCCGCUGCAGCCCCCGCCACCCCCACCGUCCCCACCACGCGUGGGGAAGCAGCGCAGCGGAGGGGAUGGGGGGGCGCGGGGUGGAGGAAGCGGAGUAACGCCAGCAGCAGCAGUGGACGAAUUGGGAGUCGCUGUUAG
This is a messenger RNA of Closterium sp. Naga37s-1, 534 nucleotides long. NCBI's taxonomy places the organism in Eukaryota, Viridiplantae, Streptophyta, Zygnematophyceae, Desmidiales, Closteriaceae. The record is from the annotation of a GenBank genome assembly.